CGACCUGGUUGAGGACUGCAGCAGGAGGCGGGGUCUCGUGCUCCUACCCGGCCGUGCCCUCCCCUUCCCCCCCCGUCGCGCCGCUCCUCACGAAGUUCUCGCGAUACCUGCCCGAGGCGCUUUCACGGCCGUGGCUCACGGACGCGCGAGGCGGCUCCGCCCUUCCCGAGCGGGUUGGGGCCCGUCCCGCGCUUCUCGCAGUGAUCGUAUCGUGGAAUAUUCUGACAGAAGGGAAGGGAUCCACAAGGAUCGUCGAGCUCGACCUUAAGGGAUUGGCUCAUACAGGGAUUGAACGUACAGUGUUGGCAUUUUCAGCAGCGGGUUCUAACCCACUCAGUUAAUGUCGGGCCGUAUUACACUGUCCCUACCCGCUCUCAGCCCACGCGUCCCUUUGCUGCUUUCCCCUGCUGCCCAUUGCUCCCUGCGCUGGACACAGUUCCACAGCAGCUUUGGGUCUCGGUCAGUAAUAAGAGGAGGACCUGCAACCCUCGGUCCGCGUUUCGGGCUGCAGCGCCCCUUCCUCGUCCCUCCCGCGGCUCUGCGGCAAAAUCCGACCAAUGCCGGGGCUGGCCCGGCGCUGCCGCCCCUCCCCGCCGCCCCUCCACCUCCCGCCCGCGGGAAGCCCCACGGAGGAGCCUCUCUCGGGCAGCUCUGUCUUUGUUUGCUUGGGCCAUGGCGGCUUCGAGUUUCCUUUGUGUGCCCGGACACUCCCAGAGCUGCCGUGUCCGUGCAGUGGUGCUGCGGCCCGGGCACGGAGCGAUCCGUGCGUUCCCGUUCGCACGGAGCGGCUGCAGGCCCAGCCCCGCGGAGCUCGCUCCCGCCGCCCUCACAAGGGAGUGUCCGCUGCUGUACACCGAGAUCCAGCGAGCGAGACAACGUUCCGGAUACCACAAACAACUGGCUCCGUAACAUCUGGAUAAUGAACGCGAGCCAAACAAUUCUUAUUCCAAUGAGGAAGCCAGAAAUUUUGCUGUGUGUUUCAUAUUUUCCAGAAAACGGCAUUCAUGCUGCUUACAGUAUAUAUUGGACUGUAUUUGUCAAGUGAAUGAAUAAACACUGAGAGACAUA
Messenger RNA from Parus major (Great Tit), 1068 nucleotides. RefSeq lists its product as uncharacterized. Bases 341 to 1045 code for a protein of 234 amino acids. NCBI's taxonomy places the organism in Eukaryota, Metazoa, Chordata, Aves, Passeriformes, Paridae. The transcript has 2 exons. The record is from RefSeq and is a predicted model, not a curated record.